Molecule: messenger RNA, 991 nt
Organism: Tribolium castaneum (red flour beetle)
Lineage: Eukaryota; Metazoa; Arthropoda; Insecta; Coleoptera; Tenebrionidae
Gene: Gpb5
Product: Glycoprotein hormone beta 5
Exons: 3
Coding region: 151-618 (155 amino acids)
Biological process (GO): G protein-coupled receptor signaling pathway
Cellular component (GO): extracellular region; cytoplasm
Molecular function (GO): hormone activity
Source: RefSeq, a predicted model, not a curated record
CGCCCUCAAAACACGCCCUCCCGUGUAUAAUGAGCGCGGUACACAACUUUUAUUAAUCAGAAAGUUGUCUCACUGUCACCCUUAGAAGAACCCACCUCUUUUACCGGAAACAACAGAGCAUUGUUAAUACAUCAAAGCUUAAGAAGGAUAAUGCUGGGGGUGCAAGUGUGGCUUUUCGUCGGUUUGAGCGCUUUAGUGCGUUGCCAGAGCAUAAUAGAGGCCGGCUUGGAGCCGCUGGACGCCUCCGGAACCAUCGAAUGCCACCGGAGGAUGUACACGUACCGAGUGACACAAACGGACGACAACGGCAAACAAUGUUGGGACACUCUUUCCGUUAUGGCCUGUUGGGGGCGAUGCGACUCGAAUGAGAUAUCAGAUUGGAGAUUCCCGUACAAAAAAUCGAAUCAUCCCGUGUGCGUGCAUUACGGCCGUAAUCGCUCAGUCGUAACACUGCGCCAUUGCGAAGAAGGCGCUAAUCCUUCGGCUGCCAGAUACGAGUAUUUGGAAGCUGCAGGAUGUAAAUGCCAGCAGUGCUCUUCCUCAGACACCAGUUGUGAAGGUUUAAGAUAUAGACCGCAACGUUCUCAUCCGGCUUCGCUUGGUUUCAGAAUUAAUUAACUUCAAAACGCUGUAAUUAAUAUACAAGACGUCGAAAAAAACGCGAAUUUACGACUUGUGUUUCAAUUCCCUACAACAUACAAUUAUUGUUCGUAAUUUUUUUAGUUCGUUUCAAUGACUGGAUUGGCUGGGUCCAGGUUUAAUUGUUUGACUGCUUGUAUAUUAACACAUAGGUAGACACAAUGAAUAAAUUACGAUGAGUCUCUAUUUUUGUAAUGAGUUACAUGAGAAUACUAUUUAUUUAUUUAUCGCAAAUCUGUCUAUAUGUACAUUUCUCAGUGUUCAGACUUAGUCAGUAUUAUAUUGUAAGUAAACGCUGUGUAACUAUUUAAGUUUGAAUCAAUAAAUCAUUUGAAGUACUCUCGAGCAUUAA